AUGGCCGAUGAAAAGAAACAGAAUCCCUUCGAGGGCAUGGGGCCCUCGGAAGAAGCAGACCACCCACCAGCAUACACAGCAGGGCCAUCAACGUCAUCCCCAGGCCCAGCCCCAGGCCCAGCCCCAGACCUCCCUCAAGGCCGGAAACCAGUCGCUCUCCCAGCGAUAUCCUCCUCAUUUGACUCUCCCUUUAUCCGUGCCUACCCUCCAAUUCUCCAAUCACACAACCUCCCCAAAGAAUCCUUCCUCUUCUUCCUCGACCAGUUGAACAAAGACAUCUCCAGCAGCCCGCCCCUCCAAGUCCUAGACGUAACAGGCGGCAUCCUCAACUCGGUACCGAUUCUCUUCCCGCUGCACUGGAUCGGCAAUGUCGUAAGCGGGCUCGCAACCCUAGGCAGCCAGGGCGUGUCGAAGAGCCGCACGGACUCAUUCCUCAAGACAGCCAACAAAGACAUCUUCGGGCCGCGGGGCUUGAAGGUCGAGAUUACGAAGCUGGAUGCGUUAGCUCAUCUUGCUAAGAUUCCCAUUCUGGAUGCCCAGGGCAAAAUUAAUAGACAGGCGCCGCUUUUCUUGCAACUACGGGAUGAGGCGGUUGUUGGUGAUGAGCGGCAGGUGGAAAUGGAGUUACAGCGCAGGAUUAGGACUUUAGGGCCUUGGAUUGAGGACUUGGAGGUGGAGGUUUUGCCUUGGUCUUCGAAGUCGAAGUUGACCAGGUUAAAUGCUGCGUUGAAGAAGAGGAAUGCACCUAGGGAUACUAGAGAUGGGGAAAGGAGGGGAAGGGAUGGUUCGUAUGACGCGGAGGUUAGACAGGAGGAGAAUGAGUCUUUUCGGAAGGCUUUGUGGCUUGUUAUUAGGGAGAUUGAGGAGGGAAGGCGCUGA
Messenger RNA from Penicillium soppii, 879 nucleotides. RefSeq lists its product as uncharacterized. Bases 1 to 879 code for a protein of 292 amino acids. The transcript has a single exon. The record is from RefSeq and is a predicted model, not a curated record. Lineage: Eukaryota; Fungi; Ascomycota; Eurotiomycetes; Eurotiales; Aspergillaceae.